AUGAAGGCAGUUGUGAUCACAACCCCCGGCGGACCGGAAGUCCUGCAAAUUCAAGAAGUGGAAGACCCGAAGAUCAAUGACGAUGAAGUGCUGAUCAGAGUGGCAGCCACCGCGCUGAACAGAGCCGACACCCUUCAGCGCCAAGGAAAAUACCCACCGCCGAAGGGCGACAGUGAAUACCCAGGUCUUGAGUGCUCCGGCACCGUUGAAGCUGUGGGCAAACAUGUCAAUAAGUGGAAAGUGGGUGACCAGGUGUGUGCUCUGGUUGGUGGUGGAGGCUAUGCUGAGAAAGUAGCUGUACCUGCUGGACAGGUUCUUCCUGUUCCAUCAGGUGUUUCUUUGGAAGAUGCAGCUAGUUUCCCAGAGGUGGCGUGUACUGUUUGGUCGACUGUCUUUAUGAUGAGCCGGCUAUCUCCAGGGGAAACGUUCUUGAUACAUGGGGGCUCUAGUGGAAUUGGUACAUUUGCCAUUCAAAUGGCUAAACAUCAAGGAGUUAAAGUAUUUGUCACUGCAGGAAGUGAGGAAAAGCUUGCUGCUUGCAAGGAACUCGGAGCAGAUGUUUGCAUAAAUUACAAGACUGAAGACUUUGUUGCUCGUGUGAAGCAAGAGACGGGAGGAAAAGGUGUUGAUGUUAUAUUGGAUAACAUUGGAGGGCCUUACCUCCAGCGAAACAUCGACAGCCUAAACUUCGAUGGGAGGCUGUUCAUUAUUGGCUUCAUGGGCGGCACUGUUACAGAAGUAAACCUUGUAGGUUUGCUCGCAAGACGCCUCACUGUUCAAGCUGCUGGCUUGCGAAACAGAAGCGUAGAGAACAAAGCGGUGAUCGUUAGUGAAGUGGAGAAGAACGUUUGGCCUGCAAUCGCAGCGGGCAAGGUAAAAGCGGUGGUGUACAACCGCUUCCCCUUGGCUGAGGCGGCGGAAGCUCACCGGGUAAUGGAGAGCAGCAAGCACAUUGGGAAGCUCCUACUUGUUACUUGAGAAUGGAUGCUCAGUUUUCACCCUUUUCUCAUUUACUAUGUAUCUUCUCUCCAAAAGUAUACUCUAAAUAAGGAGAAAUUCUUGUUUCAUCUUCUUUUAUGUAUGUUUUAAGAAAACACUAUUUUUAUAAGAAAUUAUAUUUGCAAUCAUAAA
This is a messenger RNA of Ipomoea triloba (trilobed morning glory), 1131 nucleotides long. Its product is annotated as quinone oxidoreductase PIG3. Gene Ontology annotation, molecular function: oxidoreductase activity. The record is from RefSeq and is a predicted model, not a curated record. The transcript has 6 exons. The coding region runs from base 1 to 978 and encodes 325 amino acids. NCBI's taxonomy places the organism in Eukaryota, Viridiplantae, Streptophyta, Magnoliopsida, Solanales, Convolvulaceae.